This is a messenger RNA of Syngnathus typhle (broad-nosed pipefish), 2334 nucleotides long. Its product is annotated as somatostatin receptor type 5. Gene Ontology annotation, cellular component: neuron projection; membrane. The record is from RefSeq and is a predicted model, not a curated record. Gene Ontology annotation, molecular function: neuropeptide binding; somatostatin receptor activity. NCBI's taxonomy places the organism in Eukaryota, Metazoa, Chordata, Actinopteri, Syngnathiformes, Syngnathidae. The transcript has a single exon. Gene Ontology annotation, biological process: cellular response to glucocorticoid stimulus; neuropeptide signaling pathway; regulation of insulin secretion. The coding region runs from base 468 to 1475 and encodes 335 amino acids.
AGGAGAGGGGGAAAGUUAUGAAAACAAGUGGAUGGGAGCAGAUUGGCUUUACCUUGGAAACAAGCAGAGAACCUUUGACUUUGACUCAGGAGGGGCGUCAGCCAAGCUGGACUAUCACAGCCAGCCUCUGGAGACUGAUGAACUAGGGGGUGGUGGACUUCCAGGCACACACCAGCCAGCCAGCCAGCCAGCCAGCCAGCCAGCACUCGCUCGCUCGCUCGUCACACACCGCGGGGGGAAGCUAUGUAAAAAGGGCUCCCAGGGAGAAAGAAUCCGUGGCGUUCACUUCAAGGGCGUUUGUCGACGCCGCAAAGGCCCGCCCAUGGGUGCCGGAGAGGACAAUCGACUUUAAAAGCAAAGCAUCGAGCGCUUGAAGAGUGGCCAAAAUUCUUCUUUUCUUUUCACCUUCCCACCGAGUGUGGUGUCGUUUGAGAAGCCAGUCAAACAGUCGUGUUUUGGGGGGCAGAAUGGACGUGGAUCUGGACAACUGGACUUUUGCGGAUGAACACUUUGACUUCAAGGAGCACGUGGACGGCUUGGGCGUCCUCGUGGCCGUCCUCUACCUCGCCGUGUGCGCGGUGGGACUCGCCGGGAACUCUCUGGUCAUGGCGGCCGUUUUGAAAGUGGACAAAAUGUCAUCGGCCACCACGGUGUAUAUUUUCAACCUGGCGCUGGCCGACGGACUCUUCAUGGUGGGGCUCCCGUUCAUCGCCAGCCAGAACUUGCUGAAGCGUUGGUGGUUCGGCGACGCGGCCUGCAAAGCCGUCAUGGUGUUGGACGGCAUCAACCAGUUCACCAGCGUCUUCUGUCUGACGGCCAUGAGCGUGGACCGUUAUAUGGCGCUGGCCGAGCCGCUGAGGUUCGCCUCCUGGAGGACGCCGCGCUGCGCCAAGGUGGUUUCGGCCUUCCUCUGGCUUUUUUCCAUCCUGACCAUCCUUCCCAUGGCGCUUCACUUCUCGGCCGACGGAGGCCAGUGCGUGCCCGACCUGCUUUCGGAAAUGUGGUGGCUGGGCGUCCUGUCUUACACCUUUGUCUUGGGUUUCGCCUUGCCCUUUGUCAUCAUGACCUCCUCCUACACGGCGUUGCUGCUCACCCUCAGGCGGCGGCGGCGCCGGCAGCGGCAACGACUCCAAUCUAGCGAGAGCCAGCGUCCGGAGCGGCAGCUCACCAGAAUGGUGGUGGCCGUGGUGGCGGUGUUUGGUGUUUGCUGGCUGCCGUUUUACACCGUCAACUUCUGCUCCACGUUUCACGCCAACCCCACCUUGGCCCGGGUCUUUGAGUUGUCGGUUUUGCUGUCGUACUCGUGGAGCUGCGCCAACCCCAUCCUCUACGCCUGCUUCUCGGACACCUUCAGGAGGCACUUCCGGGCGCUCCUGUGUUCAGCCGCCGCCGCCGCCAAGUCUUCAAGCAGCGUGCCGUGCGACACCGAGCAGCGGUAUGUGACAGGAGUGCAGGAUGUCACCAUUGUGGCAUAGAGAGAGCAAGAGGAACAGAGAUGAUUUGCUUGUUCAUUUGAUUUGUUGCCAAGUUUUAAAUGGUGUUAACAUGUCUGACCGACCGACCAGCGGUAUGAUUUCUCUCUGGAGUGGUCACCGCUACAGAUAGCACGAUGCGGCAAAACAAGAACAGAUCCGUUUUGAAAUAAACCUUCAUAUCACAAAUAGGAAUUGUAGGGCUUGGCUUACACAGCAAAAGAAUCAGCAGGAUGUACAUAUGAUUGGAAUAUUUCUAUUCACGUAUAUUUCACUACAAUUGAGCAGCAUACGUCAAACUGCGUCCCAAUUUGACUUUGAGGAAUUCCUAAGCCUUUUAUCUGUAUACCUAAUGCCUCCCUCCCUCCCUCCCUCCCUCCCUCCCUCGAGCGCCGUUGAACUUGUAUAAUAUAGACUUGCUAAAAAUUCUUCUGAUGAUUCCAUCCACCGGGGGCAGCGCUUUGGGCUACGUCUGGUGUAAUGCUGCAUUUUUGGCCCACAGCCGGUUGUGUGAACAAAUGAAUGUGACCUAGUUGCUCGACGCUAAAGCGGAGUGGACAAGUGGGACUCGUCUCGCAUACGUUCCGCACGCACGCACGUCUCAUUGGGACAAACAAAGUGACAUAUCCAUUCAUACGUUUUAGCCAAAGCAUGUAGGUCAUGAAAAGAACGAAUGAAAAGAAAUGUGCGUGGCAAUCUGUAGCAAUCCAAUGAUGAGACUGUUGUAAGAAUGUUUGCUGUGGCUAUCUGAUGAAAUUUGAUUUAGAUGUGAAGAAAUAUAUGUGGGAUAUUGAUUGCUUUUCCUGCCUGCCAUUGUGUUUUUAAAUGUUCUGUAAGUAAAGAUUGUUUCUUGUAAAGCAAA